AUGGCAGGUUUCUUGGAAAGGGAACCACCGUCUCCCGUCCAAGCAAACUUUCGAAUCCUUGGAGUCGAAACCGGACAGCCAGGGACAGCACCCUGGCCCGUCACCGACGCCAAUUUGUGUCCGGAGACCGGACCAUUUGCUCCGCGAUCUGCAACUUACCCUUCCGAAUACAUCACUUUCGAGGACCCCGAGGACAAGGAUGACAGUGCCGCGGCAGCUCGUACCUUCACUUCAGAUGGUUUGCCACUUGGUAGCGGCGACUUUGGACAUGGCCCCAUAGUUAUACCAGACGUUCCGACUUUCAUUCCUAAGUUUGGUCGCGCGCGUGGAAUGCAGUCGCGCAGCCCACAAGUCAGACCAGCUGCCAAGUCCUGGCUAGAGGGCCGGGAGGUGCGUGAACAGACACGGCCAUGGCACGAUACAGCUCCAGCUUCGUGGGCUACUUCUGAUGUUCCAGAAUCACCCCGUGGUGGGCUUGAGCAGGCGCAUGUCGAGACCACGGCUGCACAGGCCCCACUUCAUGCUCUUCCAGGUGGAUCUGGUGAUGACCUUGCCGUGCAGAUGCGCAUCAACAAGGCUCUCACCAGCGCAGCAAAGUCCAGAAAGGUUGACUGCAUCAGCAAGGUAUUGCGGGUCGCCGCGACCAACCUGCAUAUGAUGAAUGGGGUCAACUUGGCAACGGCGAUUCAUCGGCUCGCACGCACCUGUCAAGGGGCGCCAGCAAGUGUUGACCAGGUGACCCAGGAUCCGGUGUUCAAGCUUAUGCUGGAAAUGGCAGAGUGGAAAGGUCAGCAGGAGCUCCAACUUCAAGACUCCAGCAUGCCGGGGAAUUGCUGCACCAUCAUCACCUGGUCCUGCGCUGUGCUCCGCUUUUUUGUGCCCUCUUUGCUGGUAGUACUUGCAAGAGUCGCUGGCAGGUCCCUGGCGGAAUGCCAGUCCUUCGAGAUCACCAACAUGCUGUGGGGCUUCGCAGAGCUUUGCAAACGUGAGCCGCAAACGGCCGCGCACAUGGAGGGCAACAUCCAGGAGCUCGUGGAUGCCACGGCGCGUGUCAUGAUGGCUCGGGGACCAGGCUCGUGGAAGGUUCAGGUUCUCAUCUCAGCGCUGGUUUCCAUCACAGCGUUCCCGUUCGCAAGCCAACCCACUGCAAGGCUUCUCUUGCUGAGCAUUGUCCAGGAGCUCACGGAGCGAAACGCUGAACUGGAGACUGCGAAUUCGCAACCUGUAACGACAGCCUGCCACAUCCUGCGCUUGAAUCAUCCUCAGGUGUUCGAUGAGAUCAUGAACGUUCUUUCUGCGAAGAGGUCGUCCUUCCUGACGCGGGUCGUUCGUGACGGCAAUGCUUUUGUGGAAAGGCAAGGCAGGCGAGCCAUGUAG
Molecule: messenger RNA, 1377 nt
Organism: Symbiodinium natans
Lineage: Eukaryota; Dinophyceae; Suessiales; Symbiodiniaceae
Source: the annotation of a GenBank genome assembly